Messenger RNA from Aspergillus fischeri NRRL 181, 492 nucleotides. RefSeq lists its product as uncharacterized. The coding region runs from base 1 to 492 and encodes 163 amino acids. Lineage: Eukaryota; Fungi; Ascomycota; Eurotiomycetes; Eurotiales; Aspergillaceae. The transcript is spliced from 3 exons. The record is from RefSeq and is a predicted model, not a curated record.
AUGCCGGCCGUUGGACCCCGUGUGUCAAAGGAGGAGUUUAUGCAGGCGCUGGGGCUGAACUCGCACGAUCCCCAGCAUGAGCAGUACUAUCGAGCUAUGAGGGAUGAAGCCAUCGUCGUAUACAAUCGAAUGAACCAAGAUACCUCAGAUCUGCUGGACAGCGUCAGAAAUGACCCCAGCACCCGGCCACCCUUUUUCUGGCAUCAUAUCCGCCCGGAGAGACAGCGAUGGGGCAUCAUGGAGAUCUCACGGAACGCCGGGCCCUUGACGCGGCCGCUGUUCGAGCGGGGCAACACCACGGGCGAGUACGGUCCCAACUGGGUGGCUGGCUGGUUGUUGUACAGCGUGUUUCGGUCGAGAGAUGUUCGCAAUAACCGUAAUCGGCGGAAGGGUGACGAUCAUGGCCAGGAUUCGAAAAGGGAUAAGCAGACGGCACAAUCGGACAGUGGACUGACAAAGAAGACGUAUUAUGACCCGGUGAGGAAUGGAUGA